Messenger RNA from Ctenopharyngodon idella (grass carp), 10938 nucleotides. It is a transcript of the gene mast4, whose product is annotated as microtubule associated serine/threonine kinase family member 4. Lineage: Eukaryota; Metazoa; Chordata; Actinopteri; Cypriniformes; Xenocyprididae. Gene Ontology annotation, biological process: intracellular signal transduction; peptidyl-serine phosphorylation. The record is from RefSeq and is a predicted model, not a curated record. The coding region runs from base 199 to 8058 and encodes 2619 amino acids. Gene Ontology annotation, molecular function: protein serine/threonine kinase activity; protein binding; ATP binding. The transcript is spliced from 30 exons.
ACUGCAGCGAUGAGUUGAGCAGGGCGCGCUACAGUGCUGCACUACAAACUUCACUUUCAAUGGCUGAUAAACACUAAUGUCAGUUAAAAUUACAGCACCACAGUGAGGGAAGUUCUCUCGGGCGCUUAGCUGGAGCUCAGAUAAGUUGUCCUUCAGCAUGUCAUUAGUUUAAGACAAUUAACGAGAUGUUUUAGGGCAAUGGAGAGUGAGCAGUCAGAAACAUUUGGAGGUGGCGGCGGAGACAAUUCAUCAGGCUCCGACACGCUGUCAGAAGGCGAGACGCGAACCGAGCCGUAUGAACCCGAAUUGCAAUUUGAGGAAUUUAAAUGUCACUCCUCAGAUUUUGUGGGUCUUGACGGAAAAGUGAAAGGAAAUGAUUCUGAUGAAUGCAGCGACGACAUAAAAGCAAGAAAUGGGGAUGACCAAGAUGAAGGAGAAAAUGAAGGGGACGAGGAUGAAAUGCCGGAUAACAUCCUCUACCCCCCCUCCAUGCCCUUCCGCAAGUCCAGCAACCCUGAGGUUUCUCACGGCUCCAGUUUAGCGCUGAAAUUUAAACGACAACUCAGUGAAGAUGGGAAACAGCUACGGAGAGGAAGCCUAGGGGGUGCUCUUACAGGGAAGUACCUGCUGCCAUAUGCCUCAACCCAGCAGGCAUGGUCAGCCACAGGCUCAGAGACCACCAACCUGGUUCGCAUGCGCUCCCAGACCCUAGGCAAAUCUGCACCCUCUCUCACUGCCAGCCUGAAAGAGCUCAGCCUUCCCAGACGAGGAAGCCUCUGCAGAACAAGCAACAGAAAAAGUCUAAUAGGGAGUGGACAGUCAUCAGCCCUUCCUCGACCUCACUCACCUCUGUCAUCACACACAGGCACCAGUCCACAAGACAGCCCUAGAAACUUCUCCCCCAGUGCUUCAGCUCAUUUCUCCUUCACACGCAGUCAUGGACUAAGAGCAGACAGAACUGACGGGCGACGCUGGUCCUUGGCAUCCCUUCCCUCCUCUGGCUAUGGAACAAACACACCCAGCUCCACUGUUUCUUCGUCCUGUUCAUCACAGGAGAAGCUCCAUCAGCUGCCUUUCCAGCCCACACCAGACGAGCUCCACUUCCUGUCCAAGCAUUUCUACACAGAGAGCAUCACUGGAGACGACCGCAGAAGAGCCACACCUAUGCGGCCACGCUCCCGCAGUCUCAGUCCUGGAAGAUCCCCAUCAUGCUGUGACCAUGAGAUUAUCAUGAUGAAUCAUGUGUACAAAGAAAGAUUUCCCAAGGCCACAGCUCAGAUGGAGGAGCGCAUCAAGGAGAUCAUUCAAAGCAACUCCCCUGAGAACGUCUUGCCUCUGGCUGAUGGCGUCCUCAGCUUCGCCCACCACCAGAUCAUUGAGCUGGCCAGAGACUGCCUGGAAAAGUCCCGUCUUGGUCUCAUUACCUCACGAUACUUCUGUGAGCUCACAGAUAAACUGGAAAGGCUCUUUCAGGAGUCGACUGAGCGAUCAGAGAGUGCAGAGGUGACCUUCAUCAAGGAGCUGGUAAAGAAGAUUCUCAUCGUCAUUGCCAGGCCUGCGCGGCUCCUUGAAUGUCUGGAGUUUGACCCUGAAGAGUUCUAUCAUCUCCUGGAGGCAGCCGAGGGUCAUGCCAAAGAGGGCCAAGGCAUCAAGACCGACAUCCCACGAUACAUUAUCAGCCAGCUUGGUCUGACAAGGGACCCACUUGAGGAAAUUGCCCAGUUAACUAGCUACGACAGUGGGAUUGCAGAAACUCCUGAGACGGAUGAGUCUGUCAGUUCCCACAGUUUGAGCGCAGCACUACGGUCCCGGCGCAAACCAUGUGAGCUCGACUUUGAGAUGAUCAAACUGAUCAGUAAUGGGGCUUAUGGUGCGGUGUAUUUAGUGAGACACAAAGAGACAAAACAACGCUUUGCCAUGAAGAAGAUCAACAAGCAGAACCUGAUGCUGAGGAACCAGAUCCAGCAGGCCUUUGUGGAGAGAGACAUCCUGACUUUUGCUGAAAACCCUUUUGUGGUCAGCAUGUACUGCUCCUUUGAGACUCGCAGACAUCUAUGCAUGGUUAUGGAGUAUGUUGAAGGAGGGGAUUGUGCUACGUUGCUUAAGAACAUGGGUCCUCUCCCUGUGGACAUGGCCAGAAUGUACUUUGCCGAGACUGUGUUAGCCCUGGAAUAUCUCCACAACUAUGGAAUCGUCCAUCGAGAUCUCAAACCAGACAAUUUGUUGGUCACUUCAAUGGGACACAUCAAGCUGACAGACUUUGGCCUAUCAAAAGUUGGUCUGAUGAACAUGACCACUAACCUCUAUGAGGGUCACAUCGAGAAGGAUGCUAGAGAGUUCUCUGAUAAACAGGUGUGUGGGACUCCUGAAUACAUUGCUCCAGAAGUGAUCCUGAGGCAAGGCUAUGGGAAGCCUGUGGAUUGGUGGGCAAUGGGCAUCAUCCUCUAUGAGUUUCUAGUGGGCUGUGUACCAUUCUUUGGAGACACUCCAGAAGAGCUGUUCGGCCAGGUCAUCAGCGAUGAAAUAAACUGGCCGGAGGGAGAGGAAGCUCCACCAGCUGAUGCUCAGGAGCUGAUCACCCUACUGCUCAGACAGAACCCUCUGGAGCGCCUCGGCACUGCAGGUGGGGCAUAUGAGGUCAAGCACCACCAGUUCUUUCACAGUCUGGACUGGAACAGCCUGCUGAGGCAGAAGGCAGAGUUCAUCCCCCAGCUGGAGUCUGAGGAUGACACUAGCUACUUUGACACACGAUCUGAUAGGUACCAUCACUUAGAAACUGAGGAGGAGGAGGAUACCAAUGAUGAAGAUUUCAAUGUGGAACUGCGGCAGUUUUCUUCAUCCUCACACCGAUUCUCCAAAGUGUACAGUAGUCUGGAUCUGUCUCGAGGACAGCUGGAGGAGAAAGGAGAACAGACAGAGAAGACAACAGACAGUCCUCUCACUGUUGACUCACUGAGCUGGACUCCAGACUUCGCUGAGAUUCCCUCUCUCUCUCAUUCUUCUGACACUGAGAGCACCAGCUUAAGCAGAUGCUCUGGUCUUCUCCCUAAGUUUGCUAUCUCAGCAGAAGUGGAGGAUGGUGAGGGCUCCCUGUCUCUGGAAGACCCCAGUAAAGUGACCUUCAGUAUUGGGGAGUUGCCUCAGGAUGAGCCUGAUCCCUCCACACCCUGUAGCACCAUCAGUAACUCCACCCUCUCAGGCAGUUUCUCCGAGCACCUAGAUCAGGUGCCAUCACGGGGAGAUGGAGGGGAAAGUCUGGAUAGCUCCUGUAAGCCCUCCUCAGACACAGGCUCUUUCCUGACUGCUCCUAAACCUGAGGCCAUGGACAAACAGUGUGCAGUCAGUAAAGUGCCAAAAUCAGUAUCUACCAGUGCCCUGUCACUCAUGAUUCCUGGAGAUGUUUUUGGUGUGUCACCCUUAGCAAGCCCUAUUUCUCCAUACUCACUGUCAUCAGACCCAUCCUCUAGAGACUCCUCCCCCAGCCGAGAUUCCUCACUUAGCGGUGUCAGUAGUCGUCAGCCAAUCAUCAUCCACAGCUCAGGGAAGAAGUUUGGCUUCACUCUAAGAGCGAUUCGGGUCUAUGCCUGUGACAGUGAUGUUUAUACGGUUUAUCACAUGGUCUGGAAUGUUGAGGAUGGUGGUCCUGCUCACAAGGCUGGUCUUAAGGCUGGAGACCUGAUCACUCAUGUGAACGGUGAAACGGUUCACGGGCUGCUUCACACUGAGGUGGUGGAACUACUGCUGAAGAGCGGAAGUAAAGUUGCUAUAUCCACUACCCCUUUUGAAAACACUUCUAUCAAAACUGGUCCAGCUCGAAGAAAUAGUUACAGAAGCAAAAUGGUGAGAAGAACCAAGAAACCCAAGAAAGAGAAAACACAAGAAAGUCACGCUUUUUUCCUCUCCAGGCGGCGUUCGGUAUUCAAACGCUUUGCCAUGCAGCCCUCUCCACUUUUACACACCAGUCGCAGUUUCUCCUCGCUGAACCGCUCUCUGUCUUCAGGAGAGAGUCUGCCUGGAUCUCCCACACACAGCCUCUCACCACGCUCCCCCACAGCUGCCUUCCGCCCAACACCUGACUUCAGCCAGUCAGGUGGAACUUCAUCACAGAGUAGCUCCCCCAGUUCCAGUGCACCUAACUCACCUGCAGGCUCUGGCCACAUCCGACCCAGCACUCUGCAUGGCCUGGGUCCCAAACUACCUGGACGGCUCCGUCAGGGCCGACGUAAAUCAGCAGGGAGCAUUCCCCUCUCACCAUUAGCUCGCACACCCUCCCCUACUCCUCAGCCUCAGCCAACUUCUCCUCAGCGCUCCCCAUCUCCCUUGCUGACUCACACUGUUGGAAGCUCCAAAACUUCUCAGGCCUUCCCUACCAAAAUGCACUCACCCCCCACUAUUGUACGCCAUAUGGUGCGACCAAAAAGCGCAGAACCUCCUCGGUCCCCACUCCUGAAGCGAGUCCAAUCUGAGGAGAAGCUCUCCCCUUCUUACGCUGGUGACAAAAAACAUUUAUGCACCCGAAAGCACAGUUUGGAGGUCACCCAAGAGGAGUCUCAGGGGGAGACCUCAUCUGGAGGGGAGUAUACUCCACCAUGCAUAGAAGAAAGCACUCCUUGUGAGCCACCCACCAUUACUCGGGUGAGGCCUGCUGAGCAGGGUUGCCUAAAGCGGGCUGUCACUCGCAAAGUUGGCCGACAGGAGUCGGUAGAGGAGCUAGAUAGGGAGAAGCUGAAAGCCAAAGUGGUUGUGAAGAGGCAGGACUGGGCUGAGAGACGGGAGUCUAUGCAAAAACAAGACACCAUGCAAGAUGUGGAAGGUGCUGCUGCUGCUGAGGAAAAGGAGUGGGGUGUCCUAACACGUCCCAGUGCAAGAACCCAGGUUUCCGAAUCUGGAUCCUUGGACAAGUCUACAAAUGCUACUUUAAAGGAUGUCCUCUACAAAAAACUAAACCCAAGAGUCUGUGAGAGCAUAGCAGAGUCUGUCACCACUGGGGACUGUGUAUCACUUUUAAGUGAGAAUGUGAGGUCACCUUCAUGUCAAUCAGAGCGACAAAUGUCUUGGUCAAUGAAGGAAGGUAAUAAACCAGAGAGGUUAGAUUUCAAAGCCUCCAACAUGGAGUUUGCCAGGAAGAGGCAGUCCUUUGAGGAGAGGGAGGACUCCUUGUGCCGAAUAUCCUCUGGUGUUCAUGAAAGCAUUCAUUUCAGCACCACCAGGUCCAAAAGUCUUCAGCUGGAUUCUGCCUUGGCUUUAGAACAUGUUAAAGGGGGCAUGUGCAACAUCCAUGGCACUUCUGAAACUUUGGCCCCUAAGCUUUUUAGUGGGAGAGGAGAGAGUGCAGUAGAAAAACUUCAGAUGAUUGCUUCUGAUGGCCCUAUCAGGAAGACCUCCUCUGAGUACAAAUUGGAGGGGCGGCUUGUUUCCUCUUUAAAGCCACUAGAGGGCACCUUGGACAUUGGUCUGCUUUCUGGACCUCGUGUAUCCAAGACUGACACAUGUCUUUCCAAAAUGGCAGAAAGCCACGGUGAAAGUGCUAUAUUAGCAGAGGAUCUAUGUGUAAAACAGCCAAUUCAACAGAAAACCACAGAAAAACAGAAAGGUCCACAGGCAGGGAUGACUGGGACACUUAACCAUAAAGACAAUGUGUAUUUGAGCAGUAAAACCAUUACAAAAGAAGAGCCCAUUUCCAAAAAGGACUCUACAAUAAAUCCAGCUUGCAAUGAGGCCCUGCACGAUAGAAAUAAAAAUAAUGAUGGCAUGAAGUUACAGAUUACAACCAGUAAACUAGAGUCCAUAGACACAAGUGUGAAAUCUGAGAGUAGGCUAAAGACAGCUCAGGAGAUGAGGGCUGCACGACAUAGCGCUCACUUUGCAUGUGGAAAAACGCCCUCCAUCAGGGAAGUCAGCAAUGAAGACCAGGAAGACGACAUGGAAAAUGUAGAGGAGAUAUCUCCAAAGCAGAUACAACAGAUACAACCAGUCCUUACUAAAGUCAAUGAACCUGACAAGUCCAUAGUGUCUUCUGCUGUUAUUGCCCAACUCAACUUUGUCCAGCAAACCCAAGAAGCAAAUUCUGGCAAAAAUAAUAGUAGGCUGAGUGAGACACUGACCAGUUUUCCCAGUUCAGCAUUGUCUACUGAGAAGGAUAGCAUAAAUAAAGACAAACCAGCCAAUGCAUACACCUCAGUGAUAAAGCCGAUACAGUCAUCGAAAGAUGUUGACAACGCAGUCGCGACAUCAAGCCCAACCUUGGCUGCAACUAAGACUCUGAUAGAUAGAAAGAAUAGGGCUGGUAGCACCAAAGACUUUUCUGACCUCAAUCCAGAGCGUCUUCAAGAUUUGAAGGAAAGCAAAUCAUCUACCAGAGUAAAAAGUUCAGACAAAAAUGUAGAGUCUGCAGUCGGAGACAGAACUGAUUGUACCUCAGCCGCUGACUCAGGGCAGGCUAAACCAGAGAUCAAAGAAACAGCACCCACCCCAUGUCUAUCUUUAGCUUCUUCAGUCACAACAUCCAUUGUGUCUUCUGUCUCAGCACUAGCAGAUGCCCCUAUUAUUAAAAGCUCAUUGUCUCCCAAGCCUACCCUUCAAGGAAAAGUCACUCCAUCCACCAUUUCUGCCCCACUGAAGACCAUGCCUGCUACUGAUUCAAAAUCCCAGGCCUCUACAAGCACCACUCCACAAUUUUCUGGGUUGGCUGAAGUAAAAAUGACCACCAUCCAACCUCCACAGUCUGAUCAGACAUGUGCCAAAAUUUCAAGCUCUGUUGGCUUGGCAAAUGGACAGACAGCAAGUAUUUCAGCUCAACUCUCAAACAAACAAAUCUCAGACAGAACACAAAAUUCCAAUGUGUCAAGUGGUAGCAGAGAAUUCAUUGUGCAAGCCCAUCAAUCUCAACUGGCCUUAAACAAAAAUCAACAAGCAGAAAAGGUAAAUCCGGUGGAGGCAAGUAGCCAAUUAAAUUUAAUGGUAAAGGAUCUUAAAACCCUGCCAGCAUGUGGAGACAAAAUGGACUCGAGAGAUAAAAUAGCCCCUAAAAAGGACUUCAAAUGCAGUGUGGCUGAAAAGAUUGCCUGUGCCCCUAACCCUAACUCUUCAGGCAAAGCUGAAGUUUCAAAAAACUGUGAAAAGCAAGAAGCCAUCUUCAGAAGCCAAGUAAACAUGAAUAUCACAUCAAAGGACACAGGUGCAAGCUCACCAAAGACUAGAAGUUGUGACACUUCAACAAAAGACACUGUGCAUGUGCAAUCCACAAUGAAAACAGAGGAAAAGCAGAAAUUCAAGAGUGUUUCUGACAUAAACACCCAGAAGGCUAUGGACACGUCCAUGACAGGGACAAGUCCAGCACAGACUGCAAUAAAGCAGACGCAACAGUCUAGUGCCAUAUUGAAACAAACACCUUUGAGUUCUAAAAACAAGCCCAGAGUAGACUCUCCACUUGUUACGCAAUCAAUUGGGAAGGCUGUUGAAGAUAAGGGAAAGCAGGAAAACAGAGCACAGUUACAGCCCAUUGUCAAGGACAACAUAGUAAAUCCAAAGGAGCUAAGAGAGUCAGUCUUGUCUACGACUAAAUCCCAGCCUCAGAAAGAGACCCGCGCUGCUUCUCAAGGUGAGUCUGUGCCAGUGUUGCCAGUACCAGCUGUUAAAAUCCAUGUAUCUAGUGGGCUUCCUCCUGGUAAGGGCAAUGCUGCUGUAGUUGAAACACUUGGACUUUCCUCAAAGGAACCAGUAAAGUCCAGAAUUGACGUUCCAAGACCAGAGUCUCUCAAGGGCUCCAGCACAAGUGAUCCUGUAGGGACGACUACAACUACUAUAUCCAGUCCUGACCCUAAACAUGUCACCAGUGAGUCAAAGGUGUCUGACAAACCGAUUUCAUCCAACCGAAAAGAGCAAGUAGAAAAGAAGAGAAAGGAACCCACUCAAGAUGCAUCGCCAGCACCCAAAAAUAACCGUAAAGACUCAUCAAGAGGCAUGCCUUUGGCAAAGGAUAAUACUACUUUUGAAAAAGAUUCAGUCCGUUCUAAACAAACAAAGGAUCCGCCACGUGGUUCAACUUGUAAAAAGUGAUGUAUUGUAUUGUAGUUGCCAAGCGUAUAAUAUUUUAAAAGGACUAAGGAUGUAAACUUCAUUUUUGUCUAUAUGUAAUAUCUUUAAGCCUUCCUAUCUAAGGACCGGUAAAGCUGUUACUUUGGGUUUUCAUGAGAAACCAGAGAAAUGAAUUUGUUUGUUUGUGUUGUGAUCUAUAAAGCUUUGUUAAUAUUAUGUCAAAAAAAAAAAAGUGUAGUCUGAAUGUUGACAUGUUUUGCUGCUGAUUUGUGGUCACGUUUUAGAUCUUGCAAAAGCGCCAAAAGUAGACAUUGUAUUGUGUUGCGGUGUGAUGUAACAAGUGGCGUGUGCAAUAACUGUGGAGACAGAGUGUAGAUGCCUUUUUUAAGGCUUAAAUGAACUGUGCCAAUCCUGGAGUAUAAUUAUACCAAACAAAAAGCACCUCAAAUUUAGAACUGAAGGUGCAUGUUAACUGACUGUGUUAGAAAGAAAAAAAAAGAAAAAAAAAGGCUUCACGCUCAUUCAAGCUAGCGUUAUCAUGCAUUUUAUUGGUUUUUGAUGUAUUUAAAAACCACUAGGAAAGUAUAUGUAGCAAUGGUGCUAUUAAUAUGGCUUACACUCUGCAAGUAGAACAGAUCACUACAAUUUCUUUUCUAUUUUUUGUGUGAACUUUUUUUUUUUUUGUUUUGUGUUUUGUUUUUGACCUUAUCAGCAAAGUUUUGUUUUGGGUAGUGGUGCACAGAGGGAAUGCACUUUGUCCUGUGCUUCUCACCUGGAACUAUUUUAUAUUGGAAUCAUCUUAUGGUUCUGGAAUCGUAGUGGAAGGGGCCUUAGAGUUUUUUGGGGGAAUAUGACUUGCUGUUCUUAGCAGGUCAUGGCGAAAUUCACAUUCCUUUCCCAUGCAUUUCUACAGAUUAAUUUUUAUGCAAUAUAUUGUAAAUACAGCAGCAUUAAUUGUACAGAGGGGUUAGUUGAAAAUGAGUGUUGUAUGUUUUAUAUGUAUAUAUUUUGCUAUGUCAUAUGUUUGUAUACUGUACUCAAUGUUAGUCGCUAGUGAUGUCAUCUGCUCAGUAAUUGCGCUGAUAUAGAGUCUAAACUAGCAGAAUAAUCAUAGUCUAACUCUGAAAUAAAGUGUACUUGAAGUUUCACUGAGGUAUGUAGGGGUUAACCACAUGCAUUUUGAGAUAUGUAUUUUAAGUGACGCAGCAGAGUUGUUUUCUGAAUGUUCGUACUUGAUGCCGCUUGAAAUCAUGCAUUUACAUUAAAACAGGGACAAAGCAGAUGUAGAACGUUAUAUAAAAGGCAAGUUUCAGAAACUAAAGGAUUACCCCAUGAUUAAGGUUUGUCACUAUGUAGAUUAUAUACAAUGUUUUUGAAAAACAGAAAUAUGUCAAGCUUUUAGGGCUAACAUUUCCCAUUUGGUGUACAAGAACACGAUGUACUUCCCCUGGUUUGGUUAAAAGGGCUUAUACAAGGAUAAUCAAAUGUGCUUUAGCAACAUGGCAUUAUGGUAUGUCAGGGCUUGUGGUAAAAGUCAGGAGUUUCAGAGCAUGCUCGUUCUUCAUGUCCAAUCAGUUUCUAACACAUUCAUAUGCAAAGUACGACACUUAAAAAUGGGAAUUGUGUAAUACUUUACUAAAUGCAUUUGUGCUAUUAACAUCUCUAGUCAUGCAGUAGGACUGAUAAGUGCUUUUCCUGCACUUUUUACCUUCGAGACCUUUCAAAGCUCUUUUUCCUUUUUCCUCGUUCCCAAACGUUUAAAAGCAUAUUUGUCAUUAGUUACGCUUGAUUUGAUCUUUAGGCAGUUGCAUAGUGACCACUGAAGGUUAGCAUCAGAACAGAGGAGUGGGUGAAUCGUUAUGUCUUUUGAUAUUUGAUCUUAACUUUAAACCUGCUAUAGCUCUACUGGUAUGUAUACAUCACGUACCAACUUAAAGCAAAACAACUGUAUAUUUAGGUCCAUUUCAGUAUACUUAUCUAGGCUAUAAUACAGUAUGAUAUUGAAGUAUUCACAAUUAAUGUUUUAUGUAAACAGAGCAUAUAUAUAUAUAUAUAUAUAUAUAUAUAUGAGCUGGACACACACAUGUGCAUAAUUACCUAAAUAACAGAAUACACCAUGUAAAGAGGCUAAUAAAUUAGCCGAUUCGAAGUUGAUUGUAGAGAUUUUAAACCAUAUUAGCACACUGUAGUUUCUGUUCUUUAUAGACUUUACAAAUGUAGUGUAGGAGGUCUGAAGAGAUAUAAGGCACCUUAAGAUUAAAAACACAACACUUAUUGGGAUUUUGAGGCUAACAUAAUAUUAACUUUAAUGAUAAUGAUAAAAUGUGAAUGUUUUAUAGGACACAUAUGCAUUGUCUGUUCUCAAAUAUCAAUAAUAUUGCCAUGAAUUAAACCCAGACAUUUAUUUUGUUUAUUUCUUUUUUUUACCCCCCUUCCUUUUCUGACAAUUAAUGUUUGAAUCCUUAAAGAAGCACAUUAAAUGCUUGUUUACAACCUCUUCAUGGAUGUAUAUUUUGUACAUUUGUGUUAUUUGCCAAAUUAAUGUGCUACGUCACAGACAGUUAUGCUGUGAUCGCCGUGCGUGUGUGAGUUCCUCUUAGCGGACACUUGCUGUUGAAGACCGUCGGUGUGGUAGCCUAAUUGUUUGUUGUCUUUCCAGUUCAGUAUGUUCUUGCUUGUUUCCUGGGGUUUUCUUUCCUCUCUCUAUGUGUGAAAACAGUGUUUAUGUAGAUGACUCUGCUUAUCAUUGUCUUUUAGGAUCUGUGCAAUAAAAGAUGUGGUUUUGAGUUUUGUACAUCACCCACAGAAAGCUCUAUGGAUGUCAUAGAUGUUGUAUACUAUAGAAAUAUUUAUACUUCUAAAGUUGUAUAAUACUGAAAAUAAAAAGGCAUGUCAAAAUUA